GCGGAGAGGAGGCGGGGAGUGGGACUGCAUGGGGCCGACUGCGUGGAGUGCGCGGCCACAGGGCUAUUGCGAUGCCGAACGGACAGCAGCUCCCCGUCCGCGACUUUUCCCAUCUCCGAUGAACCCCGCGGAACCAGCUCUUCUUUCGUUCUAACGAAGCGUCCGAUCCCGAGACUCUCGUCUUGUUGGGGGAGAGGCGGAUUUGUUUAUUUGACUGACGGGUGCCGGCUGAGGCGCCCUGCGGACGGACAAUAAGUGGGAGCCACCAGAUCACAACAAAAGACUCAAGAUGACCGAAGGCCGUCUUUGCCAGGUUCACCUCCUCGACGGCAGGAAUCUGGAACUGCUGGUGCAGCCCAAGCUGUUGUCCCGUGAGCUGUUAGAUUUGGUGGCCUCGCAUUUUAACCUGAAGGAGAAAGAAUAUUUCGGAUUGUGCUUCAUAGAUGACACUGGCCAGAAUAACUGGCUCCAGCUGGAUCGUAAAGUCCUUGAUCAUGACUUCUCCAAGACUUCGGGGCCUUUGGAGCUCAAGUUCCUUGUGAGGUUUUAUAUUGAGAAGAUCACCUUCUUGAAAGAGAACACAACAGUGGAGCUGUUCUUCCUGAAUGCGAAAUCUUUAGUGUUUAAUGAGACCAUCGAAGUCGAGAGUGAAAAUGUUUUCAAGUUAGCCGCAUUCGCAUUGCAGGAGGCCAAAGGAGAUUACACCAGUGCCGAGACUGCCAGAUCAGACCUGAAGGAGCUUCCAGUUCUGCCCACCAGAGUUUUAAGGGAGCACCCAUCUCUCAAUUACUGUGAGGACAAAGUGAUUGAACAUUACAAGAAACUGAAGGGACUGACCAGGGGACAAGCCAUUGUGCAGUAUCUGGCUCUGGCGGAGUCUUUGCCGACAUAUGGAGUCCAUUAUUACCCAGUGAAGGACAAGCAAGGAAUACCGUGGUGGCUGGGAGUCAGCUACAAAGGCAUUGGCCAAUACGAUUUGCAGGAUAAGCUGAAACCAAGAAAGUUGUUUCAGUGGAAGCAGUUGGAGAAUUUGUAUUUCCGUGAGAAGAAAUUUGCAGUGGAAGUGAACGACCCGCACAGAAGAACAGUGACCAAGCGAACUUUUGGACAGACUGGCCUGGUUAUUCACACAUGGUAUGCCAGCCACUCUCUGAUUAAAACCAUCUGGGUGAUGGCCAUCAGUCAGCACCAGUUCUACCUGGAUAGAAAGCAAAGCAAAUCGAAGAUGGCCACAACCAGGAGUUCAGGAGACAUCGCUGUGGACCUCACUGAGAUCUGCGCCCCGCGAAUCAGUAAACUUUCCAGCAUUGAUGGCAAAGACCAGCUUAUAAUGGCCAGCAAUGGAAGCCUCAUCUCAGCCGGUUCUGCUGACUCUGAAGUCAGCGAGGAGCAGAAGAAAGAGAAGAUUGCUGAGUUAAAGAAGAAAGAAAUGGAACUUCAAGACACACUGACACAGAAACUUGAGGAACUGAAAAAGAUCUGCAUGAGAGAAGCUGAGCUUACAGGCAGAUUACCUAAAGAAUAUCCCCUGGCCUCAGGUGAGAAGGCUCCCCAAGUUCGUCGCCGUGUUGGGACAGCCUUCAAGCUGGAUGACCUUUUUCCCUACGAUCAGGACCCACAUCUGAGGAAUUUGGAGAGCAUGUUUGCCUUGCAGCAGAAGAUUGUAGAAGCAGCCAUCAAGUUGGCCAGUGAGGGCGACCUCUGCAAGACAGUGAAGAAGAAGAGGAGAAACAACUCUCUGGAUGCAAAGAGGAAGCUGGAGGAAAUUGAGAGGGAGAUCAACGCCUACAGGAUCAAGAAAGGGAAAAAGCCCAUUCAGAGAGCUUCACUGAUCUUAGCGGAUGAUGUCAACCCUUCAGACCUUAGUUCUCUAUCCGACAGCCUCACUCUGGAUGAUGAUGAUGAGCUUGGUUCCCAGAGGCAGCGGUCCAGAUCAGUGCAGUAUUCCCCAAGACCCCACCAUGCAGAAACUCUGGACAUCCAUUACAGCAAAGACAGACGGGCCUCUGCCAAUGACCAGCAUGCAGACAGCAGAUUAAAUUACGGCCAAGUCCAGGAAUCGCUGCACUACAGUCACUGUGAUGCCUUAUCAAGCCACAGCAGCCCAUUUAAACCAGCUUCCAGACAGCCACGUGAUGCCCGCAGCAUGCCCCCCACCCCCCUCCUCACCCGCAAUGCCUACAGCAGCACCCAGCUAAGAUCAGAGGAUGUUCCACAGCAUUUCCGCCAGCGUAGCGGGAGUCUGGAGUCCCAGUCUCAGUUCCUGACAGAGACAGAACCUCCUGCACCACAGUUCGCCUUCUCCCCAGCCCGACGCAGCAACAGCACCGAGGUCCUAGAUGAUGGCUCCUCCUACACAAGCCAGUCCAGUGUGGAGUACAGCGUUCCGGGUAACCACACUCACAGGCGCAGAACUCGCGGCCGCCACAGAAAAGACAUUUACGCCAACACGGGCAGCAUGCCCAACCUGGCUCAGCCAGACACUCGCUGUUACGCCUACCAGCCUCGGGCCCGACCCACCACAACAGCAUACUACGUCACAGGCUUUCCCAGCUACGCAGACCCAGAGCCUUACUCCAAUGGAGUCUACAUGUACGACAACGACAUGGAGGGACACUACAAUGUCAAUCCCUCCUACCACCUCGCCCCAGCAGCUUAUCACAGCCAAGACAUGCACAGUCAAUAUGGUAAUGAUGAGAUUGACAGCAUGUCGCAGAACCCGUACGCCACGCUGCGGCCACCCAGGAACCGUCAGGUGCCCCGCAGCAACGAGCAGGUCAGCAAGAACAUCCAAAAGGCUUUGGUAGCUGAACACUUGAGAGGCUGGUACCAUCGCAACGCUGCACACAAACAAGCCGCAUACAACUACGACUACGACAGAGGUUCCCAACAGAGCCUCGGCUAUCAGACCAUGCCCGCACCCUACAGCCACAACAACAGAAACAUCUCCUACUCGUCAGUGUCCUCAGCGUCCUCCACUGCAAACUGGCACAGCCACAUGAGUGGUGGUAUGUUGGAAUAUGACAUGCCUAUGCAUGCGCCGCCGUCCUACUCUUACAGUACAGCCCCCUAUAGCCACUCCGCCCACAGCAGAUCCUACAUAGAUGUCAGCAACCAAAUGCACACUAACAUGGACCCAGAAGACCAGAUUUACUGGCACGAAGACUCAAAACCGGGAACAAUAGUGUAGUUGCCUAUCUGUCAUCGUGCUGUAUGAAUUUUUCACCUCGACAAGUUGUCAUUGUGCCUUAGACUGCACUUACCUGUUUUUCUGUAAAGGGGAUCCAAAGAAUGAAGGAACUUAAUGUGGAAUUCAGCUUGUAAAAGAAAUGAAGUCUACUUAUCUUCUGUUGUCAUGAACCCAGUUGCCAAACUGACCCACAUCCUUGUGUUUAAAUCAUAACAAAACCCCACGGGAGCGUCUACGUGUGUGGAUUGCGAGUGUUUGUGGUGAUGGCACUUGUGCACUGCAACUAUACCAGGACCUGCUGUGGACUGUGUGGUAUAGCCAAAGGGAAUGUGGAAAAAAACUUCUCCAGUGUUUUUCCGUAGAGAUGCCAACCUCACAAACCAAGGACUAGGACUGUCUCGGUAAGAGGAUACUGAGCCGUAAUGAACAACGAGAAUGACUCAUCCUGCUCUGCUACUUACACACACGUAUGAACACUGAAACCAUGAAGGAUCAGAUCAGAUCUGAUCUGAUAAGGACAUUAUCAAAAUGAAGGAUUGAACUCAUUAUGAAUGAGUGAAAAGAUGGCUACUCCCUGGAGCAUUCUAAAGUCACCAGAUCCAGUUUUAUCAAACAGCAUUGCUUCAAACUACCACUGUGCUUCCUGUACUUUCGUUUGUCAUUUACAAAGUAUUAACUUUAUCUCAAUGUCCGUACUUACAAUACAAUUGAGCCAAAUACUUCUUAGUCACACCAUUUGAGUAUUACCUGAAGUCACCAACUUUGAUAUUACUGCCACAUAUGAUCAGUCACUGCAGGAAGACAGAAAAUCGAGUUUAGUCUAGUGUUGUGUUGUUUUUUUUUCUCCAUGGUUAUUUCAUCCAUGCUGGAAAUCAUGGACUGGUGCUCCCAAUUUCUCUCAGAGAAUGAAGCUGUAUGUAAUUGUUGGUAUUGUAAAUACACUGGUUCUGUCUAAUUUUUUUUAGAGCAUUUUUAUGUAUUUGAAAAGCAUGUAAUAUAUAGUAAACACCUGUUGUAAGCUGGUUCUUAGUCAUUUGUAUAAUUGCAUUUGUUUGAAUUAAAAAAAAUCAGCAUUUGAA
Molecule: messenger RNA, 4269 nt
Organism: Xiphias gladius (swordfish)
Lineage: Eukaryota; Metazoa; Chordata; Actinopteri; Istiophoriformes; Xiphiidae
Gene: frmd4ba
Product: FERM domain containing 4Ba
Exons: 23
Coding region: 290-3190 (966 amino acids)
Biological process (GO): establishment of epithelial cell polarity
Cellular component (GO): cytoskeleton; adherens junction; bicellular tight junction
Molecular function (GO): cytoskeletal protein binding
Source: RefSeq, a predicted model, not a curated record